AUGCUUAAUCUCACCAAGCAAAGAAAAACAAUCACAAAGUAACAGCACGCAAACCAAAUCAAACCACAAUGUCGUACUACUACGAGAACGAGGUUAUUCGUGAAAACUCAUGCAAUAACCCAUGCAACAACUCAUACUCUGAAUACAGUAGAGUUGAGGCUGAAUAUGCUGGUCGGUCUGGCUACCCUAUUGGCCACCACCGCCACCAUAACAACAUAGUUAGUGAUGUUGUGGUGAACGAUGUUAUUUGUGAGGCUAAUGUCAUACCUAGCUAUGGCUACAACCAUCACCACCGCCAUGGCCAUGGCGGUGCUGAGAUUAUUGAAAGGAAGGAAGAGAGGAUUGUUUAUGAGAAUGAUUAUGAUCCUUGCAGGCCUAGGAUCUGCUAAGUAAGUGGUGUCCCAUAUAAAGCUCUUGCCAGCAAAAUAUAUAUAUAUAUAUAUAUAUAAAAUAAAUUGAUCCUAAGCCAUUAGAGAUGGUGUUUAUUUGUUACUAAAAAAUGACAGGAUGCUUGCUCUAUUAUUACAAUGCAUGUACUAAGGAUAUAAGUAAUGUAAUACUACAACUCUAUUAUUCCAAUAAAUAUAUCCAUUUUAUGGUGUGUGUUCUUUCUACAAGAGAA
This is a messenger RNA of Amaranthus tricolor (Joseph's coat), 622 nucleotides long. RefSeq lists its product as uncharacterized. The transcript has 3 exons. NCBI's taxonomy places the organism in Eukaryota, Viridiplantae, Streptophyta, Magnoliopsida, Caryophyllales, Amaranthaceae. The record is from RefSeq and is a predicted model, not a curated record. The coding region runs from base 69 to 389 and encodes 106 amino acids.